Labeo rohita (rohu) is the source of this 3354-nucleotide messenger RNA. RefSeq names its product MDM2 binding protein (gene mtbp). Gene Ontology annotation, cellular component: kinetochore. Bases 113 to 2659 code for a protein of 848 amino acids. The transcript has 22 exons. Gene Ontology annotation, biological process: traversing start control point of mitotic cell cycle; regulation of protein ubiquitination; protein localization to kinetochore. NCBI's taxonomy places the organism in Eukaryota, Metazoa, Chordata, Actinopteri, Cypriniformes, Cyprinidae. The record is from RefSeq and is a predicted model, not a curated record.
UUUUCGAACGUCCGCGUUGGUUGUAAACGCGCGUAAAUUUGUUUUAUAGUGGAGUCUGUGAGGUGUUGUAAGAAGACAACAUUAUUUUACAUGACCACGGCAGCAUACAGAUAUGGACAGAUACGUGCUAGUUGUUAUAAUCAACCUAGAGCCAAAGAAAGAGGGCUCUUUCAACGGGGUUGAUGAAACCAAAAAAGUGUUUGGUAACCUCAAGAAUAUUUCUGAUUCGAAUUUAACGCGCAUUCCUCCGUUUCCAGCCUGCUCUCUGAGUGGUAGUCCUGCCCCACAAAGGUGGUACUUUGCCAUCCAAGCGAGUUAUGGUACAACUCAGUGGUGCAGCUCCGAGUGGGAGGAACUGUGUUCCCAGCGCAGUGACAGUGAGGAAUCAGAGCCAUCUGCUUUAGACAGCUGCAUCACUGCCCUUCAGGAGCAAGAGGAACAGGGCGUGCUCACAGAGAACCCGUCCCACGCAGAACUAUUUGAAGAGGCAGCUGAAGGUCUUCAUCAGUUAGCAGACAAACUUCCUCCUCCAGGCAAGUCUUUGCUCGAUGUGAUUGUUCUGUGUGUGGAUGAGGAGGUGGGGUUGAAGGAUAUGCUGCCUAUGAUUGGCUCUUUGAAGCACAUGAAGGCAUGGCAUUCAGCACAGAUGAUCAUGGUCACUGAACACAGUGCAGGUUGGCAGAAAGCAGCCAUGUACCUAGACGCCCGCUUAUGUUCACCAUCAGUGAUUGACAGCUGUGUGGACGGGAGGGAGAUCUGGAGAGGUGGACUUCAAAUUAGAGAGAAAAAGUUUGUCUCUGAGCUGAAGUUUGAGGGUUUCUGUUUGAGAGCUCAAAGGAGAAAUCGCUGGAAUGAUGCACUCUAUCUUCACACAGACCCACAAAGCUACACUGAUCACAAACUACAGCAUGAGGUAUUUCAGUGUUACCAGCCUGUGUUGGAACUGAUUCAGCUGGUCAGAGUUAAAGAUCUCCCGGUUCUUCUCCAUUCCAGCGCAGAGUUUGAACUUGCUUUGACUUCCAAAUCUGUCAAAGCCAAGCUACUCUUGGACCAACUGUGCACAUUGCGUGGAGAGGUGGGAGCUUUGUUUUCUCUGUCCUGUGUGAUGAGCACUGAGACUUUCCCAGCAGCCUCCCAGCUCAGCUCCUGCAAAUGGAGAGACUUCAUGUCUAAACGUCCCAAGGACGUACCUGUACCUGAUGUGGAGGUAAAAGGUGAAAAAGGCCAGUACCUCUUCUUGGUGCAGGGGGCGGAGUCAGGAGUCUGCACGGCACGAAUGAUACACACGGCCAAUCAGAUCAAUGGAGCCGCUGCCCUGGCAACGCUUAAUUCCCUCAUCAGGAAAAAAGUUCCGCCUUCCUCAGGGAGCAGCACUGCUGACUGGCUGCGGUCCCUGCCAUGUCUCCGUGGAGAGCAGCUCUUGCAAAGGGAGCGAAAGCUGGCCAAGGUGCAGACUCUGGUCCUUAAGGAAUGCUGCCGGCGACGAGAGGAGGCCCAGAAGUCUGCCGCCAUUCCCGUGAAUGAACUGAAGGCUCUGCUGAAUCUGGCCAGGGAGCAGUACCUUCAGAUGCACGACUCCACACUGCCUAGAGCGUCUGAACGCAUUCGCCUGGAGAAGGACAACCAGAUGUCCUCUUCUAACACUAGUGAUGUGAAACAUUGUGCUCGCACAGAAUGGCCAGAGAGGAGCGUCCUACAAAACUAUGAGAACAUACAGAGAGCCCGACAAAGAUCCAGGUGCAGGCUGUUCAGCAGUGGUUCCUCUGAGAGUCUGAUGGGGCCUAAAGAUAGCCAGAGGGGAAGUUCUACACUGCUGGAUGCCAGAGAACUGCUCAAACACUUCACCCCUGAUGGACUGCCUAGCGGGGAACUACAGCCGCUGCCAGUGCUUAGAGGUGAACAUGCAUUUCAGUUGUCUCCUGACCUCACACCAAGGAAGGUGACCAAUCUUCCUUUCUCAAAAGCUGCCCGAUCCCACUACCAUGGAAUAGAGUUCUGUCUGGAUGAGCGUAAGGCCCUUGAGCGAGACCGUGGCUUUGUGAGGCUGCAGUCUCGUCUAAUAAGAUACGAAACCCAGAGUACAUGCUGUAAGGAGCCCUGCCCUGUGCCAUUCGCCCUCAGUCCUGCACCCUCCCCAGCCGUGCUGUCUGAACCGGGCAGCGUGCCCGAUGGUGAAUCUCUGCACAGCGAGCCGCCCCGCCUCAAACGCCGCUCCCGCGAGCCAGACCUCCAGCCACACAAGAGGUUCUGUAAAUCAGAGAGCUCUGAAUCUCUGGGUGCAGGUGGUACUCACCCAGCAGUGGGGGCUCUACGGCAGCAAGCAGCCCACUCUCGUUCCAGCUCAGGUCUGGCUAGACGUUCUGCUUCGGUUGCCGACCCCUCACCCAGUCAAAAACCCAGUCAGACCCAGACCGAGUCCCGCUCCCAGAAACACACCAGGAUGCUGAGGGAGGUGGUUGCUAAGACGCUCAAUAAACACGGGAUCAGCAGUGAGCACAAGUGCUUUGAAGCCUGCAGUCAAAGACUGUUUGACAUAUCAAAGUUUUAUCUGAAGGAUCUGAAAACCUCACGUGGUCUUCAUGAGGAAAUGAAGAAGGCAGCCAGUAACAAUGCCAAACAGGUGAUUGAUUGGGUUGUGGAGAAAUCAUCUAAAAGAUGACUUCAUUUUAAGUUGGAAACGUUGAAGGUAAACCUGCAGAAGAACAAACAACAUGAUGCUACAAAGUGAAUGGAUGGAACUUCUCACAGCGCUAAAUACAGAACAGUUCCUGACAGGAGUCAUGUACAUAUUUAUUUCUAUAUAUAUUUUUUGUGUUUGUGAUAUUAUAAUGUAUUAAAAAUAUUUUAUUUGGUUUUAUAUGGUGUUUUCACUAGAAAAGAAAUAUCUUGAAUGCUCAACUGACUAUCUGACUCUGACAAGCAACAGCCAAACAUGGCCCCACGUUUUCUGAGAAACGCUGUUUUGCAUCAUGAAAAUCAGUCGGAGGGCGUUUCUCUCCAGAUCGUAUUUCAGUAAUCAGUUCGCUCAAAUCACCACUCGAGCAUGAAACAAAGAACACAUGAGAGUUUCAACCGUUUUUCCAAAACCUCAUCAUUCCCUCUGUGAUUACCUCAUCUUUUCUUGUUCAUUGAUCCCACACAGGCUACCGCUGCAAGUAGUUUGCCCUAAAAUGACUGCUGUGUUGAGAUCAGAAGGUCACGUUGGGUUGAGGUCAUAAAGAGCAACUGCUCCGUGGCACUCCUCGCCCAGAGAAGGUUGAGGGUGUCUCGUUUGGCAAAGUCGCCGGACACAUUCCAGUCCCACACAGGGCCAUUGUUCUCGCUCCUGGGUGCCCAGAGGGGUGAUGGGAAAGG